Messenger RNA from Panicum virgatum (switchgrass), 576 nucleotides. RefSeq lists its product as uncharacterized. NCBI's taxonomy places the organism in Eukaryota, Viridiplantae, Streptophyta, Magnoliopsida, Poales, Poaceae. Gene Ontology annotation, molecular function: DNA binding. Gene Ontology annotation, biological process: DNA repair; DNA replication; DNA recombination. The transcript has 6 exons. Bases 4 to 576 code for a protein of 190 amino acids. Gene Ontology annotation, cellular component: nucleus. The record is from RefSeq and is a predicted model, not a curated record.
UACAUGCUCCAGUUCCAACACACCUCGAUGGUUAAUCGUCUUCAAACACGAGGAGGAACCAUCCCCAGAUUUGCAUUCAAUCUAUGCCCAUUUGAUCAACUUCCAUCAAAAAACAUCCGCUCAAAACCCCUCAUAGAUUUAAUUGGAGUCAUCAGUGAUGUUGGUCCAUAUGACUUUGCUAGCCCUACAUCAAAUAAAAAACUGCGAAAAAUCCAAAUUUGUGACCUAGAGGAACAAACGCAACAAUUGCUCCUCUGGUCUGAACAUGGUGAAUCAUUUGAUGGGGACAACAUCAUUCAACAAUCCAAAAAUGGAAUUGUGGUGGCAAUAUUUGCAGGCUUAACUGUAGGAAACUUUUCAGGACAAAUAGAGGCAUCAUCCAGUUCUGCAACUCAAGUAUUCAUUGACUCGGACCUUCAGGAAAUCGUCAAAUUUCGUGAAAGCUACCAAUGGGAACCUCCAGCUUUACAACGACAUUUACCUCAAAUUCUACAAAAAUCACCAAUUGAAGCAGCUGGUCAAAUAUACAAGAUUGAGCAGCUAACUGCACUGCAGCCUUCCUCUUUCCAGCAAUGA